Molecule: messenger RNA, 3522 nt
Organism: Symbiodinium sp. CCMP2456
Lineage: Eukaryota; Dinophyceae; Suessiales; Symbiodiniaceae
Source: the annotation of a GenBank genome assembly
AUGAUGUGGAGUAUGAAGACUUCUGCUCAAGGCACGGGGCGAGCUGUUCUGACGAGGACUUCCACCCUCUGCUGCUGGAGGGCUUGCUGGGCUCCGCAGCACAUGCGAAAACUAAAGAGAAGGCUGCUUUACCAGGCCGUGAAGAAGUUUUAUCGUGUGGCUUACGGACCUGCUGAGUGUCAGACAUAUUGGGUUUCUGAUGCCGAGUCUCUGCCUUUCCGAAAGCACAACCUCACAGAGCAUCUGGCUUUGAACUCCAGAUCUCCGAGAAUCGUCGUGAGCACUUGGCACGAUGAGCCAGACUGUGCUAAUGUGGCGGCUGACGAUGGGACCGACCAAGCUUGUGCCAUCAUGAUGACAAACCAAACGAAUGGCAUGCGCUUUAAGAACGACGAUGCGCAGUCAGUCUGGACACCUAGACGGUGGAAGAAAGUCUUUCACAACGUGGACCAGUGGUGGUACUACGACCGUACCGUAACAGCAGAGUGGCUGGACUUCUUGGCAAAUUCAACAGGUGUGCCUGCUUGGUCAGUCUUUGGGUUGUAUGAGCUGUCUGACAUGUCCGUGUAUGGCAUGAUGAUGCAUUGGUCUGCGUUCUAUGCUCAUCCUGGACGCACCGAAGUCGUCAACAUCAGGGCAGAAAUCCGCAAGGUCGAUCCUGGCGCCUUUAGCAAGUGCUGCAGCUGUUCGCGACCAACGGCGACGGGUCUGCCCCCCCGAUGCUCAACAGCACUUGAGCUGUUUCAGGGCUGCCUGACAGCAAUCCCUCUCGAGCGACGCUUGGAGAUCGUCAUCGAGCGGCUGAGCUUUUUUGGCUUCUCCAACUACAACCGCUUUCAAAAUGUUCCAGAUGUCGCAUACAACACGCUGACAGAUGCUAAGCAUGGCUUGCAUUGGUGCUACAUCAACUGUUUCAAGGUCGAUGCAAUGAGCAAGAUGCUGCACUUGAAACAUGUCGAUCUGCAAGGCAACUACCAGCAGAGGGUCGUGAUCCUCGGUGCCGGAUCUCUCGCAGCUUCCCGGGCUUUCCGCGAAGCCGAGGUCGCCGCCUCCCUGGCAUUAGUUGAGCCCUCACCUUGCUUGGCUGCCGCCGCAGACUCGCUGCUGGACCACAAAGCCACGGCGGUUCAGUCGUCGGGCCAGCUGGAUACAGGUUUCGCGAUUCCUGCUGCCGCCCUUGAUCAUCCGCAUUCCCAAGAAACGGCAACUUGCCUACUGGUGUGUGAUCGGCUUUCGGACGACUUACUUGGCGAGCGCCUUGUGGCCACCAUGAAGGCCGGCAUGAAUGUGGCCAAGCCGAAUUUUGAGAAGGUGCUGUGCCUGCCAGGCCGUGCAGAACUUAUUUGUGCGCCCCUGGAGCUGCGAAGUGGGGACUGCCUGGGCAUCGACGUUGGGAAGGUGAAUGCCCUUCGCUUCAGCGGCCAGGCCGUUGAGGCCCCGGCGCCCGGGGCACGGCCUUGGCAAUGCGCUUCGUGUUCCUGGCGCAAUGUUCCGCAGAUCAAGAACUGUGAGCUGUGCCGAGCACAGCGGCAGAAGCGUUCGGUCGAGGCCGAGAAUUUCAAUGCCAGAAGCUCGUGUGUAGGCUGGGAUGGUGGCCCAUCAACUUGGACCGUGAACUGCAACAUGAAGAGCGCUCUUCGGGCGGCCUUUGCCGUCUGUGUGGCGAGGUCCCAUCCAUGUGGUCUUCAGUUGGUGGGACUGACCCAAAGUUGGAUGAUCGCAGCCCCAGGCACUGAUCAGGCGUCGCAAGACUUCCUGAUUGUGGUUUGUGCCUUCGACUUCAGCGAUGAUGCGGCUUUCGAGGAGCUAUGCAUGAACUCGAUUGGUCGAGUUGUGGGCUUUAUGGACCAAUCUUUCGAAUUGCCUGCUUUGUGGCGAACCCGGAUGUCUUCGUCGGAGUUUGAGAAAGUUUUUCAGGAGCAGCAGCGGGUGGUGGAGCGCACUUUCGAGACAACCAUCACAUGCGACUGCCGCAUGAACGCCAUAGCAGUUUGGUGGCGAUUGUCCGGUCCUGACGGCCUUGCAGUCGACACCCGGCCCUUUGCGCCAACUGCCAGCCGCACUGCAUGGGGAGGCUCGAAGCACCAAGCAGUCUUCUUCUUGGGGUAUGAGAUUGGCCUGGCAGCUGGCGAGGUGGUCAAGUUUCGACUGCGUUCGAGUGAUCUUCACUCGAGGAUCCACUUCGAGCAGCUCUCUCCAAAUCUCACGGAGCGUAUGGGACUCGUGAAAUUCGAGGUGGACAUCACCAACAUGCACAUCCUGUCCGAGCUCAAGUCAAAGCUGGAUCUGAGAACCAAUCGCCUUCUGGGACCAGUUGCAGGCACGCCUCUCAAGCGUCGGGACAAGCUGCUGCGCUUUGGGCCUUUUGAUGUGGCUCCUGGCACCUUGUCGCCAGAAUUGUGGCAGAAGGUCGAGGAGCGCCUUGUGCGCCACGCGGAGCGCCCGAAGCGCGGCGACGAGCCCGUGCGAUGCGUUUUCCGGCAUGGCAUCUUCGAGGGCACCGUUCGAUGGCCGACGCCACCUUUGGGCGAAGGGGCGGUGGUGCCGCGGCUUCCCUCUUACUUCCAUUCUUACCGGGACCUGGCUGCGAGGCCCUACCAGGAAGCCAUGGCGCGCUUUCUGGCCUCUGCCACAAGCGGCCGGCGGCCGCGAGUUCUGGAGCUGAACUGCGGCCCUGUGCCACUGCUCAGCAUCGCUGCGUCACAGCUUGGGGCACGCGCUUGGGCUCAAGAGGCCCUUCCCCACCUUCGUGACCUGGCGCUGGAGGCAGUCCGAGAGCAAGGACUGGAGAUGGUUUUCGAUCGCAGAGGUUUGGCCAACUACAGCUUCUUUGGCACGCCCAGGACGCCCGACGAUGCAGCUGUGCGAGUGCUCAAAGCCUGCCCAAGUACGUCCCUCGAGGUGAGCAGCCGAGAUCCCAAGUUUCUCGACUGCGCCGGCGCGGAUUUGCUCCUCUGUCGGCCGGAUCCCUCGGGGCCUCUUGCACUCGACUACUUGGAGGUCAUGUGCCACGCCCAGGAAUCCAGGGUUGCGGAAGCCAGGCUUAUCCCGGACACCUUGUCCAUCAAAGUCGCCGCCGUCGCCGGCCUGGAGUUCGUUGACGAGACCCUUCCUCCACUGGGGCAUGGCCCAACCGAGGCCGCGUUGGCUGACCUGCAGCUCCUGUCGGACGUGGAGGCUGCCUUGACGAUUGACUUGACCAGGUCGAUGGCCGACCAACUGCCCACCGCAAGGGGCGUCGUAACGGUCACACAAGCCGGUCGCGUGUCUGGCCUGGCAUACUGGCACCAGCCGGCAGUGGACGGCGAAGAAUUAGGCAGGAUGGGCUUGACAACCGGGGUUGUGAGUAUGCAUGUAAACACAUAUGUUCUGUGCGAAAAGCAUGUGCGCAUGUACCGGGAACAUACAUACAUAAUGGGGACCCCUCGUAAAGGUACUGGGUGGGUGGGUUCAUACCGUGCGACCUAUUUCCGGGAGAGUGCGGGGGGGAAGGAAAUACGUACCGGGGGGACACAGAAAUAG